Molecule: messenger RNA, 3710 nt
Organism: Pararge aegeria (speckled wood butterfly)
Lineage: Eukaryota; Metazoa; Arthropoda; Insecta; Lepidoptera; Nymphalidae
Product: protein SMG8
Exons: 13
Coding region: 108-2798 (896 amino acids)
Biological process (GO): nuclear-transcribed mRNA catabolic process, nonsense-mediated decay
Source: RefSeq, a predicted model, not a curated record
UUUGCCUUUUCCCUACGGGGAAGAAUAAAAAAAAAAAAUCAGAUGUCAUAACAAAUGGAAAUCGGAAAAUCGUGGAUUUAAGAUUAUUUCCUUUAAUAUGAUUAAAAAUGACAAACAUAUUCUCAAUAUCCGAUAUUCCUGAGUUCUCGAAGAAAGAUCGUAUUGUGGUUGUCGGUGUAAUCGGAAAAUCGCCGUACCGGUACCCCAACAAAACAUCCCCGCUCUUGCCGGCUGUUCAUUGUGAAGAAAACGGAAUAGAAUGCCACUGGGAUGAAAGAAAGAGCAUCCUCUAUCUCCAUGCAGUCACAUAUCUAGAUACCAAGAGGCUGGUAUCCCUGGCAUCAGAACUAGAUGAAGACUCAAAGAGUACAGUCAAAGAUGCAGAUGCAGCACACUGGCUGGUGGCUUCUGGAGAGCUAGCAAUGGAGUCAUGCAGAGCUAUAGCAUUGAUCUUCCACCUCUGUCACAUUGUGGUGCUGUCGUCGCCAACUCCUGUGUUUGAUCUAGGAUACUUGCAGUUAUUUAAGGCUGUUGAUGGAUAUCGGGCUGAACUUAUCGCAGCAACCACGGAGGCUCUGCUACGCAGCGCAGCUGGAGGGGCAUGGGACACCCACGGGCGGCCAUGUUGCCCACGUUUGCUUUUCCAUUUCCGGCGCGCGCCCGCUCCACUACGGCGUGCCCCCGCUGCGCUGAAAAGGCUUGAGCACUCUGUAGAGGACCAGAUCUAUUUCAUACUGAGGAAGGCCAGAAUUAUCACUAAUGUUUGUGCAAAAUCCCUCUUUGCAAUUCCCAAAAACGAGGAAUUCGUAUACAUGAGUUCCGAUGCGGACACAGGCAAUGCUCGCGACGUUAGCUCCCUCAUCAGAGGGCUGGUUCACCUGUGUACAGGAACAGAGCCCGAUCCUGCACCUCAGAGGUCAUUCCGCCAGUUCCUCCAGAGUCACUUAGACCUGGCCUUUGGUGAGGGCUUUGAUGACAAUGUGGGGAAGUAUGCAAUGAGCACUUCUUUCUUUGAGCUACCGAGCGCAUCAUCUUGGCGCGCGGCGGCUCGGGCCCUCGCGCCGAUAUACCUGCAGUCGCCGCCUCCCGAGGCGCAAGAGGCCGGCGGGGCCCUGUUCGACGCGCUCGCGACUGACGUGCGAUUCUCACAAGCUAGGUGCGCCAAGGUGCUUCCCAUCGCACAAGCUUCGUACGCGGAAGGCUUGCCGGCUCACUAUUCCAGCCAACACCACGUGCACAAGGUGGGCGUGGCGCUGGGCGUGGUGGAGGCCAUGGCGCGCGGGCCGCUGGCGGGCGCGGCGCGCGCGCGCCUCACCGCGGCGUGCGCGGCCACGUGGCGCACGCGCACGCUGUGCGAGGCGCCGUCUCUCACCGGCCACCCGUGCACGCACCCGCACCACGAUAGCUCGAAGGAGCACUCGUCGGGCGUCCGCUACAUAAGCGCGUGCAACUGCGGCCGAACCAAAUGUUCGCGCGAGGACCCCUACACCGUCAAACAGGCGAACUACACCUUCUACACUUAUGCAGCGGAGGAGUGCGGAGUCUGCAACACUUUGCAGAGCAUCGAGUUUCCUAUCUUCCAACCCUCAACCCCGAGUUUCAGAGCGGCAUCAGUAAAAGGUGCCGUGGAAGCCAACGCGCUAGCUGAGGACAAAGAAGUAGAGCAGGAGGAAGAGAGCGAGGCGCCCGCCCCUCCCUCGCCCACCUCCCCGCGCUCGUCGUGGUCGCCCCCCGACGAGCUGUCCCCCGGCUCCGCGGCCGACGAGGAGGAGGACGAGCCCGCGGCGUGCAGCGACGCCGGGAUCGAGCUCGUCACCGUGCAGGAGCCCAGCGCGCCCGCUCAAUGGGUCGUUCACGGCAGAGAAAGCGAUCAGCCGGCAGCCGUCCACCACGGAGUACCUGCCCGGCAUGCCGCACGCGGGCAGCCCGGCGGGCCUGCUGCCCGCGUUCCCCAGCUGGGCGCUGCUGUGCCUGGGCGCGUCGUCGCUGUACUCGCACAGCGCGGGGCUGCCCGAGCACCUGCAGCCCGGCUUCCUGCCGCACACCAACUUCCUGCUGCCCUGGGACUGCGCCGUGCGCGCCGAGCCGCCCGCCGGCCGCGGCCGCGCGCGCGCCAAGCCCGCGCACUGCCUCACCGUCAAGAUCUUCAUCGGCUUCGAGUACGAGUGUCCGCGCGGCCACAGGUUCAUGAUGUCGUCGCCGGACAGCGUGGUGUCGGGCGGCGGCGCGUGGGGGCGCGAGACGGGCGCGGGGCUGGCGGCCGGCGCGCGCCUGGCCUCCAGCGCCAUGCCGCUGCAGGCGCCGUGCCUGUGCCGCGCGCACGUGCUGGCGCAGCUGGCGCGCCUGCACGUCGUCACGCCCAAGGCGUCCGUGCACGUCACGCUGGACCCCAAGGUGCAGCCGGCGCCCGGGCGGCCGGUGUUCACGCCGCUGGGCGGUGGCGCGGCGCCGAUCCGGCUGAGCGCGUCGGCCUACUGGGUGCUGCGGUUCCCGCUGGUGUUCGCGGACGAGCGCGGCUGCAUCCCGCGCGCGCGCUCGCACGCCACCGGCACCGUGCUGGCUCCCAUGUUCGGCCUGCAGGAGUGAGCGGGACACCCUGCACUCAACUGCAGCCGGCCAGUCGACGCUGCGGGCUGCGUGGCACAGACGCGACGAACGAGACUGCGCUCCCCCGUGCGGCGUCUCAACGGCAACGAUCUGACUCAUUCACCAAGUCUGGAGUGAUCGCUAAAUUGAUAGUCCCUCAAAUAAAACAGAAUCCAAAAGUAGACAGUAAUCUCCAAUGCAGUUGUAACUAAACCAACUGGGUCCUAUCAAGAUCUCUCCGUAAGAUUUCAUAAUUUCUCAAAUAAUAUUGGUUCAUGAUCAUCCAGAGGCUAAGACCCCAACCUUGUUUUCCCACAAUAACUCAAGACUUUUAGAGCGUCAGAAGCAAGACCAGAUUUCCUUAAAUGGCAUGAAAAUAAAAUCUAGAUAACCACUAGAUCCCAUUAUCAACAUCAUGUCUCCUUCACCUCAUCAUUCAAUACAUCAUAGCAUAUUCAACUUCAUCUCCCUACUCCAGGCAUUCAUUCGUAAUCUCCGUUAAACGGCACAGUGGAUUCACUAUGUAUCACUCCUUCCUCUUAGUACAGGAAGAAAUCUUUAUGGUACCAAUAUCUCUUAUUGAAAUAAUGGUAGUUGCGAGUCCCAACACACGCUGCGCAACGGUGGACUCCUACUCGAGCUCGGACUAGAAACAAGUCUAUUGUGUCUCAUCAAAAAGCAAGGGAGAAGCUUCUACAAAUCUCUCAUUCCACCCCCCCAUCUAUUAUAAGCACAGAAGGACAGAAGACAACAUAUCAAUGCCUGAUAUUGCGCCCACGGAAUCAUUGCUUGUUAAUAUUGUUGAAAUCUGCCGUCUGCUGUCUAUUCUUGGUAUUUUCGGAUUAUUAAAGUAAGCGCGCCACAAUGUUACACCUACAAUUUCCGCCACCUCAAAGUCAUUCUAUAUCAAUGCAAUGGAAAUACCCGAUUGGAAUGCAUUAAUUGUUCACCGCCUCAACCCAGGUUGCUGUAACGAUUGUCAAAGGAGAAGAGAUCUAAAGACGUAGAUCCUUACCAAAGGAUCGUACUGUAUCGCCCAAACAGGGGCUUUGAGUAUUGGUAAUAAUAUGUCUUCUAUUUAUUAUACUAUAUGUAUAAAUGAUUAAAAGAAAUUCAUAAAAUUA